AUGUCCCAAGUCGUAUAUAUCACCACAGAAGCCUCAGACCGAAUUCGCGUAGAAGAACCCAUCCCGACACCCGAUUGGAUCCACCCGCACUUAAUCGAAAGCAAAGACGCGGUCAAAGGUCGCCAAUUUCGCGUCUCCGGUCCCAUCCCCAAAGGCGCCUGUCUCCUCGUGGAUCCCCCCUACGCAGUCAUUCCCGUCGUCGACGAACCCGCCCACAAUGACCAUCUGAUCUGCAGCAAUCCCGUUUGUAAUCGACCAGCGCCUCGCCACACUCGGACUUCAUGUCCGAAUUCCUGUAUCCCGGAUGUGGCGUGGUGCAGCAGCAUAUGCCGGGAGGCCGAUAAUCUUCGACAUGACUUUGAAUGCGCUUGGCUCAAACGGUAUGCAGGGACAAUUCGGUCUAAAUGGGGUGAAUAUGAUUUCGGCAUGCUGUGGGUGAUUCUUCGGCUGCUUGCUGCGCGACAUUGCCAAUUACAUGAGCGGACGGCGGUUGAUGUUGUUGGAAAUUGGAAGCAUGGCUGGAGUGGAAUUCAAUCGCUCUGUGGCUCUGAGGAUACUUGGCCCCAUGACAAGGUCCGGUCUUGGUCUACUCUUGUGAAGAAGUAUCUUCGGAGCAGUCCGGCUCUUCCCCAUGAUAUGAGUGCAGAUCGUGUUCUUCAUCUCAUUUGUCAGGAAGAGGCAAACUCAUUCGGGCUCUACCCACGAGAAACAGGUCAUUUCCCUCCGCCAAACCCUCCUGUCGAUAGAGGGGAGCAGUUUGCUGCUGCUGUUUAUCCCACUGCGGCAAUUGCUAAUCAUUCAUGUUUGCCAAAUAUGAUCCAUAAAGCCGACGACCAAGGCCGCAUGGUCUUUACCGCCUCCCGCGACAUUUUUCCGGGCGAGGAAUGCUGCAUCUCGUACUUCGACCUGACACAAUAUACGGAUCUUACUUCGCGUCGUGAACACCUUCGAAAAUCGUUCCGUUUCGUGUGCCAGUGUGAACGAUGUGUUUCCGAAGAAUCCGCGGACGAAUCCACCGAAUCCACCGAAUCAACCGAAUGGACUGCAAUGCCAAUGAUGGACAUGUGA
Penicillium coprophilum is the source of this 1068-nucleotide messenger RNA. Its product is annotated as SET domain-containing protein. The transcript is spliced from 2 exons. Gene Ontology annotation, molecular function: protein binding. The record is from RefSeq and is a predicted model, not a curated record. Lineage: Eukaryota; Fungi; Ascomycota; Eurotiomycetes; Eurotiales; Aspergillaceae. Bases 1 to 1068 code for a protein of 355 amino acids.